Messenger RNA from Cheilinus undulatus (humphead wrasse), 2440 nucleotides. It is a transcript of the gene btbd3b, whose product is annotated as BTB (POZ) domain containing 3b. NCBI's taxonomy places the organism in Eukaryota, Metazoa, Chordata, Actinopteri, Labriformes, Labridae. Gene Ontology annotation, cellular component: cytosol. The coding region runs from base 418 to 1971 and encodes 517 amino acids. Gene Ontology annotation, molecular function: protein binding. Gene Ontology annotation, biological process: cerebral cortex development; neurogenesis; dendrite morphogenesis. The record is from RefSeq and is a predicted model, not a curated record. The transcript is spliced from 4 exons.
UGAGGAAGCAUCGCUGCUUUUGAGAGGAACACUGCAGCUGUACUAAAUCUGGGGCUGUCAGGCCAACCUUCGGCAAAGCACUAAGUGAGAGAGGAAGAGGAGCAGAGGAGGGAAGAAGCAGUGAUAUAAGGAGCUCAAUCUCACUACACUGGGAAGGCAAAAAUGGAAACUCGAAGAGCUUCUGUUUCAGCGUAUCAAACUUCACACAGGAAAAGUGCCUUUGGGUCUCCAGUGUGAGCCUGCUUUGAGUAAACAGGAGAAAAGAAGAGAGUUAUCCUGCAAGGUGAACCCUCACACAGGAACUCCGACUAUCACUCUGCCGACAGCUCAAGUCUGUGCUGUCCUCCCUCCACCUCCCUGCUCCCGGUGAAUGUCUUCUCUGCAUGCACUCCCACUGCUCGGCAGUUGAACACACUCAUGGUCGAUGCCAAGGGAAGGAACAUGAAAUGUCUGACUUUCUUCUUAAUGCUUCCCGAGUCUGUGAAAAGCAAGUCAAGUAAGAGCUCCAAGAAAGGGAAUGCCAGCGGGAGCUCCAAGCUUCCCCCCGUCUGUUAUGAGAUAAUCACUCUGAGGAGCAAGAAGAAGAAGAAGAUGGCAGCGGACAUUUUUCCCACCAAAAAGCCGGCGUCCACCACCACCGUGCAGCAGUACCAGCAGCAAAACCUCAACAACAACAACACUAUACAGAACUGCAACUGGCAAGGACUCUACUCCACUAUACGAGAGAGAAAUUCGGUGAUGUUCAACAAUGAGCUGAUGGCAGAUGUUCACUUUGUGGUGGGUCAGCCCGGAAGGACGCAGCGACUGCCAGGACACAGAUAUGUUCUGGCUGUCGGCAGCUCGGUGUUUCAUGCCAUGUUUUAUGGCGAACUGGCCGAGAACAAGGAUGAAAUCCAUAUACCAGACGUGGAACCGGCAGCUUUUCUGGCAAUGCUGAAGUACAUUUACUGUGAUGAGAUUGACCUGAGUGCUGACACAGUGUUAGCCACUCUUUAUGCUGCCAAGAAGUACAUCGUCCCUCACCUGGCACGAGCCUGCGUCAACUUCCUGGAGACGAGCCUGAGUGCCAAAAACGCCUGUGUGCUGCUCUCCCAGAGCUGUCUGUUUGAGGAGCCCGAGCUGACGCAGCGCUGCUGGGAGGUGAUUGAUGCCCAGGCCGAGCUGGCGUUACGCUCCGAGGGCUUCUGCGACAUCGACUCUCAGACCCUGGAGAGUAUCCUGCAGCGGGAGACACUCAAUGCUAAAGAGAUAGUGGUGUUUGAGGCGGCGCUCAGCUGGGCCGAGGCUGAGUGCCAGAGACAGGAGCUCACCUCGUCCUCUGAUAACAAGAGGAAGGUUCUGGGCCAGGCCAUGUAUCUGAUUCGUAUCCCGACAAUGGCUCUGGAUGAUUUUGCAAACGGAGCGGCACAGUCGGGUGUGCUGACGCUUACCGAGACCAAUGACAUCUUCCUGUGGUACACGGCCGCCAAGAAGCCAGAGCUGCAGUUUGUCAGCCAGCCCAGGAAAGGCCUGACACCCCAGCGCUGCCACAGAUUCCAGUCCUGUGCCUACCGGAGCAAUCAGUGGCGUUACAGGGGCCGCUGUGACAGUAUUCAGUUUGCGGUGGAUAAGAGGGUUUUCAUCGCCGGCUUUGGGCUGUACGGAUCGAGCUGUGGCUCAGCAGAGUACAGCGCAAAGAUUGAGCUGAAACGUCAGGGAGUUCUGCUGGGACAAAACCUCAGUAAAUACUUCUCUGAUGGUUCCAGUAACACCUUCCCAGUUUGGUUCGAGUAUCCGGUGCAGAUCGAGCCGGACACCUUCUACACAGCCAGUGUGGUGCUGGACGGGAACGAGCUAAGCUACUUUGGACAGGAGGGGAUGACAGAGGUGCAGUGUGGGAAAGUGACCUUUCAGUUUCAGUGUUCUUCUGAUAGCACGAAUGGCACGGGGGUGCAGGGCGGACAGAUUCCUGAGCUCAUCUUCUACGCCUGACAGCUCCUGUGUGGAAACUAGACUGAUUUCAGUGCACUUAUGGAAAAUAGAAAAUGAUCACUUUGUGCAUAGUGUCACUUUCUUUUAUUUAUUUUUGUCACUGUAAAAAAAUAAUUGGACCUGUGAAGAGGUCUUUUGUGGUUUUGAUUUCAGAAAUUGGUCCACUUGAGUAGGAUCCCAUACAAAUGUUUCAAGAUAUUGGACUGAGUCCUCAAGAAUGAAAAUAUCUCGCACUAGACGUGCAUGUAAAUAUGGAAAUAUGUAAAUCCUGACAAAUGUAUAUGAUGUGGUCAAAGUCGACCACGGAAAUAUCUUCUAUGAUUAAUAUGCUACGAUAUGUUUAUUAUUUCUAUGCUUGCAUAGAAUGCACAUAUAUAGCAGCAAUACUUCACAUCGUGUAUCCAAAAUAAGCAUUUCAUGUCAACACUCAGUCUGCACCAUUAAAGCAUUUCACCCUUUCCUGACUAAA